Messenger RNA from Contarinia nasturtii (swede midge), 3799 nucleotides. RefSeq names its product kinesin-like protein KIF14 (gene neb). The coding region runs from base 138 to 3641 and encodes 1167 amino acids. Gene Ontology annotation, biological process: microtubule-based movement; mitotic spindle organization. The transcript has 5 exons. Gene Ontology annotation, molecular function: microtubule motor activity; ATP binding; microtubule binding. The record is from RefSeq and is a predicted model, not a curated record. NCBI's taxonomy places the organism in Eukaryota, Metazoa, Arthropoda, Insecta, Diptera, Cecidomyiidae.
AACAGAAAACAAAUCAUUGUGUAUUAACGGUUUUCAUUGUGGUUUUGAUCAUAAAAAUACUCGAAAUUUCCACGUUUUUUGGCAUUUUUCUACUGUAACCAUAGCGAAAAUUAAUUUAUAUGUAAAAUUAAGUGAAAAUGACAUCAAGAUACACACCGACUGUAAAAAAUUCAAAGCCUACGGCAAAAUUCUCAACACCAUCAUCAUCAACAACAACACCAAUCAAACCAGCGCGCGCAACAUUGAGCACUACCAAAAAACUAUCGGCCGUAGCACGACCCACACUGGUUAAACAAACAUCGGCAUGUGAUCUAAGAGAGCGAUUGCGUCUAAAUAAAAAUGAUGAUGUUUUGAAUACAGCAUUUUCCUCGUCACCAUUCAUUGCUAGCGCAAAAUUAUCCGGCAAAGUUAAAUUAGCCACGCCGAGUGCAUUGAGUGGAUCCACAAAUAGUUUGACCGGCGCAACAUCUAGCUCAUCAAAAAGUAUCUUUAGUUCAUUAUCGUCGAUAAAUCCGGCAGCUAAAAGACUAUUUGGAAAUGUAACACCAACUGUUGAUCGUACGGCAUCAUCUCAAGUAGUUUCAACGCCAGAUUGUUUUAGUAAAGUACUGCUCGAUGUACAAACACCGCAAAAUUCAAAGAGAAGUUGUGAAACACUGCAAAGUUUUCAAAAAAGUUAUGAAAUUGCUGAUGAUGGCAAAUCAAAUAGUGAAGUUAGCAAUUUAACGGUCUCUGUUCGUGUACGACCAAUGAAUGCAAAAGAAUGCACAACACCAUUGGUGAACCGAGUAAUAAGUGUUGAAAAUUCAAAUGAAAUCAAAGUUAAAUCGGGGAUUAAUGUUGAAUCGUACACAUAUGAUAAUGUAUUUUCUUCAUAUGACACUGACGACACGGAGAACUAUGCAAAUCAAGAAACAGUAUUUAAUGGAACCGCUUUGCCACUGAUCGACAAGGCAUUUGAAGGUUACAAUGCAUGUUUAUUUGCCUAUGGACAAACGGGCAGCGGAAAGAGCUACAGCAUGAUGGGAAUUGAUACGGACGAUGAUCACUCAAAGCCCAAUAGCCAAGCAGGUAUUAUUCCGCGAUUUUGCUAUGAGCUCUUCUAUCGAAUUGAUCAGAUGGCCGGCAAAUUUUCGGCCGAAGUUGAAGUUAGCUACUUUGAAAUUUACAAUGAAAAAAUCCACGAUCUUUUGGCUGUCACACCAACUCAUUUGCCAAAUACAACGCCAAGCAGCCAAAUUAAGCGACAAGCACUUCAAAUUCGUGAGCAUCCACAAUGGGGACCGUACAUUGAAAACUUGAAUAUUCAUCCAGUUGAUUCGAAUUUGGCACUCAAGAACUGGCUGGCAGUCGGAAAUAGCCAAAGAGCUACCGCUGCAACCGGCAUGAAUGACAAAAGUUCCAGAUCACAUUCAAUUUUCAGUAUUAUUCUGACGUUGUCCGAAUUAGAUAGCGAAUCAUCCAAACUAACGACGAAACGAAGUCGCAUCAGUUUAGUUGAUUUGGCUGGCAGUGAGCGUGUCAGUCAAACGUGCGCAAGUGGAGAACGUCUGAAGGAAGGCGUUAGUAUUAAUCGGAGUUUACUUACGUUGGGUAGAGUUAUAAAUGCUUUAGCAGAUCCAAAGAAGAACACAUUUGCUCCGUAUCGCGAAUCAGUUUUGACAUGGCUUUUAAAAGAAAGCUUGGGCGGUAACUCAAAGACAGCUAUGUUGGCUACAAUCUCACCAGCAAGUUUACAUGUUGACGAAACUCUGGCCACGUUACGGUAUGCAUGUCAAGCACGUUCGAUUGUAAACCGCGUCAAAGUGAAUGAGGACUCAAACAAUCGUGAAAUCCAUAAACUUCGCACUGAAGUUGAUCGAUUACGUGCCCAGGUUCAGUAUUAUAAACGACAAGAAAUCCAAGCUGUCGAAGCGCCGCCACGAAAAAUUAUCAUCGAAACCAUCGACGCCAAUCCGGAUGAUGAAGUGGAAAAGGAGCGUUUGCGACAACAAUUACGAGAUAAAGAGCAAGAGCUGGCAAAUGCUCAAAAAUCGUGGCGAGAGCGACUCAGAGAAGCGGAUAAUAAGUGCAAAAAUGAAAUGAAACUAUUGCAACAAAAUGGUUUGGCGCUAGAGUUGUCAGUUGCACAGAAGCAACCGUGUCUUAUUAACUUGGCUACCGAUCCAAUGUUAUCGGGCACUCUGUUAUACAUACUACCUCCAGGAAUUGUUCGAAUCGGAAAACCAAAACCAACAUCACAUGUUCAAUCAGACAUCGUGCUCGAUGGACCGUUGGUCGGUUUAAACCAUUGUCAAAUCGACAACCGACGCGGCCAAUUAUUCAUUCGACCAGAUAUGGACGAUUGUGAAACAUUUGUAAAUGGAGAAUUGAUACAAGGCGAACGACAAAUAUACCAUGGUGAUCGUAUUGUUAUCGGCGGUUCACAUUACUUCCGUGUAUCGAAUCCCGAAUGUUCUCGUCGUGCACAAACUGAAAUUGCUGACUAUCAAACUGCACAUCAGGAAAUACUACGUGAACAAGAAAAGCGACUGCGACGUGAAUUGAUGGCCGAACAAGCAGACGCAUUUCGGCAAAUUGAAGAAGAACGAACUAAACAUGAACUUAGUUACAACGAAAAAGUGGCACAACUGGAGCUAGAGCAAUUUCGAUACAAAUGCUCGAAAGAAUUAAUCGAUGCUGAAAAAGAGAUUUUGGCGCGAAAUAAUCAGGAGGAAUCGAUAUUUGAGUAUCGACCAUUCGAAUCGGAUUUGUGUGAAAAAAUCAAGAAAAUGAUGGAGCGACCAACGGAAGAAGGAAUGCAUGAAACUCAAUUAAUGGUAAAAGAAGCGACACAACGCUGUAGAAAUCUUGGUCUGAACUAUGAGUUCGUCCAGACUUUGGUGGCUGAUGAAUCCGAAGUAUUCAAAGCGGUUGUCAAAAUCAUCGAUAGGCAGAAAAAUCGAUAUGCCGAAUGGCCAACAGCUCGAUUAUCGGUUUGGUUGGAUUUGAUGCGAGACAAUUCGGAUGUCACGGCAAAAAAUAUUUUUGACUCGGUAGACAUAAGUUGGUCUGAAAAUACCGAAGAAAUUACAAUGAAUGAAUCGUUGAAUUCGAGUCGUAUCUCAUUGAAUUUGAGCGCAAUGAAAGAAACAUUGCUGGGCAAACCGAUGAAAAGUUGUUUUAAAACCAUUCAAAAUAAACUAAGCCCAUGGUCCAGCCCAUUCAAUAAUUUUAAUGCAAAAAAGUCAGCCGCUACAAAUGUCGAUAAAUCGCCUACACAACAACGACAACAAAAAACAAAGAAAAAAUUAGCAUAUGAUGACAUUGACGAUGUUGAUGAGAAUUCAAUUGAUAAACCAAAGAAGAGUUUUACCAAUGUGGAAACCUGUAUGUCUACCUCAACACCAUCCGAAGAAAAAUUCGAAAUGCAAGCACAAAAAUACCUAAGUGAUUUACGCAAAACAACAUUAAAAAUGAAGCUAUUGUGCCAUAAUAAUUCGAAGGAGAAUAUCGAUUUAAAAGAACAAACGGUGCCCGGAAAGGUGUUGAUGGCACUGGAGGAAAUCGAACAUCUAACCAACCAAAUUCGUCAUUUAAUCAAAAACAGCGAACCAACACCGCGCAAAACACCGAAGUCAGUGCGAUUCAUUUUAGACUGAAUCUAGUGUUCAAAUAUUCAACACGAAAAUGUCUUGCCAAAAAUCGCAUUCACUUUCAAACGAAUGUAGGUGAUAAUCUAUGGACUUUUUAACAUGAUCAACUCUUUUAUAUAUAUUUUCGUUGAUUCUCAAUUUCUUUUUUGAUUGAUAUCGAUACA